Molecule: messenger RNA, 1886 nt
Organism: Ilyonectria robusta
Lineage: Eukaryota; Fungi; Ascomycota; Sordariomycetes; Hypocreales; Nectriaceae
Product: amino acid permease-domain-containing protein
Exons: 8
Coding region: 1-1773 (590 amino acids)
Biological process (GO): amino acid transmembrane transport
Cellular component (GO): membrane
Molecular function (GO): L-amino acid transmembrane transporter activity
Source: RefSeq, a predicted model, not a curated record
AUGGGGUUUGCCGAUUAUUUUAAAGGCUCCAAGCCUGAAGAGAGCCCUGAAGUUGACAGGGAAGCAAGCGACUCGGAAGCGUCCAUUAUUCACGAUGGAGGGCUCGCGUACACACGUGUCCAAGGAGGCAACGGGUCCAAACCGUCUUACCAGGAGGCCGUCGGUGCUCCUGUUGAGGCCAAGUCCCCCUUGGGGUAUCACGUCAACUGGAUAACCGUCAUCUUCUUGAAUAUCAACAUGAUGAUUGGCACUGGUAUCUUCUCAACGCCCGCGAGUAUCUUGAACAGAGCGGGAUCUGUUGGUCUGGCCCUUUUCAUUUGGGUAAUUGGCUUCCUCAUGGCUGCCGCUGGCUUCAGCGUCUACCUCGAACUGGCCAGCUAUUUCCCCAACCGCAGCGGCUCCGAAGUCGUCUACCUGGAACAGGCAUACCCCCGACCGAAACACUUCUUCCCGGUUACGUUUGCGAUCCAGUCUGUGCUGCUGUCGUUCAGCAGUAGCAACGCAGUCGUCCUGUCCCGAUACCUAUGGAGAAUGACCGGCUCGACUCCCACGGAAUGGCAAAUGAGAGGUGUAGCUAUUGCUGCAUACACACUUGCUGUUGUUUUCGUCAUUGCACACAACAAAUACUCGCUUUGGCUGUCUAACUUUAUCGGUGUCCUCAAACUCCUGACAUUGAUCUUCAUAAGCAUCGCCGGCUUGGUCGUCCUGGGCGGCCAUGUAGAUCGAAUUCCGGACCCGAAAGCCAACUUCCGCAACGCAUUUGAAGGAGAUACACCAAACGGCAAUGAUCUCGCUAGUGCUUUUGUCAGCAUCGUCUUCUCUUAUGCUGGAUACUGGAACUCGUUCAAUGUGGUCAACGAGAUCAAAAACCCAAUCCCCACCUUGAAGCGAAAUGGCGCCGUUUCUUUGGGUGUGGUCGCGAUUCUAUACAUAUUGUGCAACAUUGCCUAUUUUGCAGUGGUCCCUAAGGCAGAAUUCAAAGAGGCCAGUGAGAUUGCCGCUUCUGUUUUCUUCAGCAAGCUCUUCGGAGACAGCAAGGCGGCAGCCAACGUCCUCAACUUUCUUGUGUUGCUCAGCUCCUUCGGCAAUCUUCUCGCCGUCUUGAUCGGCUCCUCGCGAAUGCUUCGAGAAAUCGGGAGACAAGGCGUUCUCCCUUGGACCAACUUCUGGGUGUCCACAAAGCCAUUCAACACUCCCCUAGGCCCCUACCUCUUGAAAUGGGUAUUGACAUUUAUCAUGAUUGUCGCGCCUCCUGCCGGUGACGCCUUUACUUUUGUUGUCAGCUUAAACACCUACCCCUCGGCCCUCUUCAAUCUUGCCAUGGCUUUCGGAGUCUAUAUCCUUCGCCGCCGCCGCAAGCGUUCCGGGGUUGGCCGAUCUGGCUUCAGAGCGUGGCACGUCGCUGUCAUCUUCUACAAUGCCAUCCAAGUCUUCAUCCUCGCUAUGCCCUGGUGGCCACCGAAGGGCGGAGCCUAUGCCGGGGACGUGAGUUUCUGGUACGCUACGUACUGCGUUGUUGGUAUUGCCAUCAUCAUUGUGUGCGGUCUGUACUACGUGUUUUGGAUGUAUUUACUCCCGAAAUGGAGAGGAUACGAAGUUCGAACUGAGACUGUAAGCGUCGAUGACAAUGGAGCCAAUACUCAUCGUAUUGUCAAGGUCCCAAAGAGUGAAGUGGCCAGGUGGGACGAGGAACACGACGAAGCGGGCAACCUUCGACAUCGCGGCAAUGUCCCCCAUUUGGUUGAGUCGGUUUCGGUCAAGACCUAUCAAUAGGGGAGAAAGCUGAGAGAAAGCCGGGUCGGCUUAUAUUCAGUUCUAAUUCGUUUCUUAUGCGGUAGUCCGCCACCAUCCGUUUGUGUGACGUGGCCAAAAUGGUUCGCUUCGGC